Messenger RNA from Ostrinia furnacalis (Asian corn borer), 2024 nucleotides. RefSeq names its product signal recognition particle 68 (gene Srp68). The record is from RefSeq and is a predicted model, not a curated record. Gene Ontology annotation, cellular component: signal recognition particle, endoplasmic reticulum targeting. Bases 91 to 1890 code for a protein of 599 amino acids. Lineage: Eukaryota; Metazoa; Arthropoda; Insecta; Lepidoptera; Crambidae. Gene Ontology annotation, molecular function: endoplasmic reticulum signal sequence receptor activity; 7S RNA binding; signal recognition particle binding. Gene Ontology annotation, biological process: SRP-dependent cotranslational protein targeting to membrane. The transcript is spliced from 9 exons.
GGAUUUGUGAUUUGUUGAGGAACGGGAUUCGUGGACUAAUUUUAUUAAAAUUAACUAAAAGAUAAAGUUGUUCUUUACUCAUACAUAGCCAUGGUUGUUUUAGAAGGCGAAGCAGGUGAUGCUAAACCAAUGUCAUCUGAAGAGACUGAUAAAGAAGAGACCAAAACCUCAUCACCACUAAGUUUAGAAAUCUUCCGCAUCACAAAGGAUGCGCAGCAGCAGCACGGUCUACGUCAUGGGGACUACCAGCGAUACCGUGGCUAUUGCUCUCGUCGUAUUCGACGAUUGCGUAAAGUGCUCAAAAUUCCCCAGGGCGACAGGCGCCACUACCGCCGGCGGGACGUGACGACCACCCACUUAUCUGCGUCGGGCGCCGAGAACCGUCUGCUCUGCGUGCCGCUACUGCAGGCCGAGCGCGCGUGGGCGCACGCCAUGCAGCUGCGGCAGGAGGCCAACACGGAGCCCCGCAAGAAGUUCCACCUCGUCUCGCGGCUCAAGAAGGCCGUGGCUCAUGCGCAGACCUUGCUGCAGCUUUGCGAGCAAAGCGGCGUGUGUGACGCGCGCACGCAGCUUGAAGCCGGCGCGUACGCAGCGUGGCUGGGCGGCGUGCUGCUGGUCGAGCUGCAGCAGUGGCGCGCGGCCGCCGAGAGCCUGCAGCGCGCCAGCCUCGUGCUGGACAAGCUGUGCGCCGCGCUGCCCAUCGACGAGCGCCACGUGUACCGGCAGAAGUCGGAAGAGCUGAAGCCCAGCCUCCGGUACUGCGCGUACAACAUCGGCGACGAGUCGGCGGCCGGCGACCUUGUGGCCAUGCGAAGCCAAGGGCUCAUCGACAACCUGGAUUCGCUCAUGGCUCAAGCUAAGGAGUCGCGUUCCGGCGUAAUGCAUGAGGUAGAAUGGCGCGGGCGCCGCGUGACCGUCCGCCCGGAGAAGGCUCGCCUGUUCCUCAUCGCGCUGCAGGACUUCGACCGCUCCGCCGCCGCCGCGCCCACAGUCGAGGCUCGUAUCGAAGUGCUUGAAAACUGUCUUAUGGACGCUAAGGACGCCAUCUCCGCCAUCAAGGACGAGAUCAAAAACGACCCGAAGCUGAAGACGGCGUCUGCCGAGGAGCCGCAGCUGUCCGGCAUCAACUAUCUGCUGUCGUACCUGAUGUAUCUGCGUCUCAUGCGUACCAUUGAGAGGAACAACUUGCUCGUGCAACAAGCCGAGGACGCGCGCCGUGGCGGCGUGCAGCUGGACGGGAAAAAGGUGAGGCCGCACGACCUGACUCGCCUGCACGAGAUCAUCCUCCAGAACUACUCUGAGCUCCAACAACUGCCUGGCUUCGAGACCGACGCCGCCUACCAGAAGGAGAUCGAAAUCCAGAUGCAAGCGCACCGCGCUUUCCGCUGCUACUACAUCGCCCAGGUGUUAACCGGCCUACGCCGCUUCCGCGAAGCGCUUGCUAUGCUUGAGAGAAGCGACAACUACGCUGCGGAUUCACUGGCGAGCAAACUCGUCGAGAAACAACUGAAGGAUAAGCUGCAAGUGCUCAAGAAAGAGAUAGAAAGCUGCAAAUUUGAAGUGCAUGCCGAUUCCGUUCUGGAAGACGACGAUGAGCAGGAUGAGGAUAGUAAAUACUCCUCUAGCAAGUAUAAAGAGAAGAAGCCUCUCGUGGAGCGUUUGGACGAGUAUCGCGAGGAUACACAGGUUCUGACCAAGAAUCCGAACGUGUUCAAAUUGCCGCCGCCGAUGGAAGCCAUUCCUUGCAAACCUUUGUUCUUCGACUUGGCUUGCAACUUCGUGGAAUUCCCGAACCUGGAUGAUAAGACCGGCGCCGACGGCAAGAAGCAAGGCGCAGGCCUCACGGGCCUCGUCAAAGGGUUUCUGGGAUGGGGUAAAAGUGACAAGUGAAUUUUUAUAUUGUACAUAGCUGGAACUUUUUACUGCAAUCGAAUAGUUAUUUUAUCGGGGGAUACGUUGCGAUGCGAUCAUUUACUGUUUGUUUGCGGAUUUAAAGAUUCAAAUAUAUCUAUCUAUAUACACAG